Molecule: messenger RNA, 585 nt
Organism: Cotesia congregata
Lineage: Eukaryota; Metazoa; Arthropoda; Insecta; Hymenoptera; Braconidae
Source: the annotation of a GenBank genome assembly
AUGAAUCCAUCGUUGAGACACCGGUACGAAGGACAAUUGCACAAGUACACGAAUGCCAUGAAAGGGUGGCAGUUCAGGUGGUUCAUCCUUAGCCCGGAGACUGGCGAGCUACACUACUUCCUCAGCGAGGCUGAGAAAAACCAGCGGCCCAGGUGCUCUAUUUAUUUAGCUGGAGCUGUCAUUGCUCCUAGUGAUGAAGAUUCUAAUACUUUUACUGUCAACUCUGCUACUGGUGAUAUGAUAAAACUACGAGCAACAGACGCGCGAGCGCGGCAAGAAUGGGUCGACAAAUUGCGAGCAGUUACAGAAAUGUACACCAGAGCGAUAGCUAGCAGCCACCCGCCAUUGCCGCCUCGAGAACACUCUUCAACCACCCCCAGAACUCCAGUAGACAAGCUCGAGGUCCUCGACGCGUUCGCAAACUGCCGGGAAGUACUGACCAAAGUCGAGAAGCAGAACCGAGCUCUGGUGAACGCAAUCGAAACUUCCGAGUUCCACCUAGACCCCGACCUCCUGGUGCUCAAGGCUCUUGUACAAUCUACUGUUACUACUUUAAAUCAAUGUUUAAAUAUUCUGUACAAAUAA